AUGUGCUCAUUGCGCUUUUCGGAAUCAGCUCUUAUUGUAAAUGCUGUUUAUUGCAGAAAGUUCAACCAUAAAGAACAAACUUUUACAAUAAAGGAAUAGAAAAAUUUAUUAUACCAACAUCACGAUUGAUCUUCAAUAUUGUUCAAGAGUCAGAAUGAGAUAGUGACAGUAGUGACACAUAAAAAAUUGUCUGACCUCUAAUUAUUCUGUCGUCUCAUCAGUUUACGUCACUGUUUAGCGGUGUUUGUCUUCGUGUGGUUGAACAUUUUGCGUAUUUAACCAUGGCAUUAUCGAGAAUUGGCAAUAUAGAAAUGCUGAACACUUUAACUCGUGUCUCGCGCGCAGCAUUCCUAGAAAUGCAAUGUGCAACUCCAGCAGCAGUUCACUGGAAGCAACAGCCACUGCAUUUGACCAGUGUACGUUACUAUCCAGAUCCGCCAACUCUUACUCUGCCGAGCAACGUCUGCGAUAUCUUCGCCAAUGAGACUGGUCGCUUUACGCCAGAACGCGCACGCGACAUUGCCUUGUAUGCCGAGAACGGCGGUACUGCGGCAUCCAUGGCAAAGUGUUCCGGAUUCCCUGAGAUCCGCGACGAUGGCCACGUGGACUCGUAUGAUUGUUUCGGCGCGGUCAGCUUGAAUGGCACAAUGCAGAGCAACGUGCCAAAGCCUUUCUCCUCACAUGGCAAAUCCAUGCAUCUCAAUAUGCCCGGUGGACAGUGGUCUCGCGAUGGCAAGUACAUCGCCGAGGACAUGCAGCGCUCCCAUUACCGCAAGUUGUCGUGUACUACAACUAAUGCCUUCAUAACGCGUCCGCUUUUACAAGCGACAUACCAGCCAUACUAUACCAUCAGAAUGAGCUACUCGACUGACAUCCCCAAGAAGGACCAGGUGGUGGUGCCGGUGUCUGCGACGAUGUCGCAACGGGACAGAUUUCGUCUAAUGUUGAGAGAUUAUGGAGGCACUCUGCUCGCCUUUCAUAUUACUAUAUCACUGAUAAGUCUUGGUGGUUGUUACAUGGUGGUUAUUAGUGGGAUCGAUGUAACGCCGUUUAUACAAAACUGGGUUGGCGAAAACGAGCAAUUAGAAAACCUGAUGAAAGUCUCCACGGAUUUCAUAAUAGCGUACACAGUUCACAAAUUGCUCGCACCGAUUCGAAUAGGAAUAUCACUGACCGUGACUCCAAUAAUUGUAAGACGCUUGAGAAAGAUGGGCUUUCUUAAGUUGCCAAAAGCGAAAUCACUACCGCCGACAUCUCCAUAAAAAUCGGAGACAAUCAUUUCUUUUAUAAAAUAUUUCAUCAUUGUAUUUCAUUUGAAAAUGAUUAAAGUAAAAACGAAAUACAAUACAGCGGUAGUACUGUGGAAAGAAAGUAUAAAAAAAUAGUGAUAUUUUUCGAAUAAAAUAUUUUUUUGUAAAUGAGAGCAUAUUAUAAUGUCGAUUUGUGUAUUUUGUAUAAUUUGAAUAAAUCGAGUUUUGAUACUUUGACAUUAGAUAAAUUAAUACAUAUAUAUUAGACAAGAUGUUUAUCUUCUUUUGUAA
Messenger RNA from Pogonomyrmex barbatus (red harvester ant), 1541 nucleotides. RefSeq lists its product as uncharacterized. The record is from RefSeq and is a predicted model, not a curated record. Lineage: Eukaryota; Metazoa; Arthropoda; Insecta; Hymenoptera; Formicidae. Gene Ontology annotation, cellular component: mitochondrion.